Molecule: messenger RNA, 4613 nt
Organism: Cherax quadricarinatus
Lineage: Eukaryota; Metazoa; Arthropoda; Malacostraca; Decapoda; Parastacidae
Source: RefSeq, a predicted model, not a curated record
UAAAUAGUCAAUAUGUGUGGGGCAUCGAAGGUGUAGAGCAAAGAUGUGUUGUGGAAGCCCCAGCAGCUGCCCCUCCUGCUGAUCACUGCCCCCACCUCACUACUCAUGGACUCCACAAUAUGUGGACACCCACCAAGAACCAGAAAUACGGCGUGGUAAUCUACAAUUUUGACCAAGAUGAAGUGCCUCAAGCCCUGCACCUUGAUGUUGGGGAGACUGUACAAGUAUUGGAGGAAUGUCGGGGUUGGUAUAGAGGGUUUUCCACACGUAAUAGGAAUGUGAAGGGAAUAUUUCCCGCUCAGUUCAUUCAUCUCAAGCCCUUCAAGAUAGACAAUGAAGGGUUGUAUGAGACUGUAACACCUGUAGAGGACCCUGUAGUACAAGAGGCGGCCUCAGUGCUACGAGAAUGGGGUCAAAUAUGGAAGAAUCUCUAUGUGCUUCUUGGAACUUCCCAGGGCGAUCAGGAGCUCUGGGAUGCAGUCCGCAAGGCUAUGAUGGAUGUGGCAGACUGGCGCAAGCAGUUGAUUACUGGCACAUUAACCUCUGAUCAGAUUGCACAACUCAAACUGAAGAUUACAUCCAAAAUUGACUGGGGAAAUAGGAAACUGGGUCUGGACUUAGUACCCCGUGUUGAUGGUGAGAUGGUAGAUCCUGAUGCUGUGAGUGUGGUAGAGCUUCACCAAGUGCAUGUCCAGAGUGCCGAGGCUUCACAGUCGCAUUCACAGGGUCUUGGGACGCUGGCCAAGAGGAAGGAGAGAAGGAAGGUGCUCAGUCAUCACUUGUUUUUCUGUAUGAGAGACUUCUCUUAUCACUUAGGCGAAGAUGCUGAAAUAUUUUUCUCAUUGUAUGAUGCACAGAAGGCAAAAUUUAUAAGUGAAAGAUUUCUAGUCAAACUAUCAAAAGAAGGUUUCUCAAAUUAUGUAGAAAAAAUCCACAGCAACUGCACAAUAUUCACGGAUCUCGGAAGUGGUGAUUUGGCUUCGGAUCUGUAUAUUGUAGCCCAUGUUGUCAGAGUUGGACGCAUGUUGUUCUCUGAGUCUGUGAAGAAGAUGUCGUCACAUAAUUAUCGACGACCGUAUGGUAUAGCUCUCUUCAGAUUAGCUCAAUCUGUUCUACAAGGAGGUGAAGGAGAAGUUGAACUUACUGGGAAACUUUUCACUUCUGAUGAAAAAGACUUCUGGCAACUACCUGAGCUUGUUCUGAAGAAGCAGUCCAACAAGUACUCUAUUAUGUCAAAUAAUGCUAGUUAUGGCUUGGUGGUUAGUGUGAAGGUCGUUCAUGGAGAGCUUGAGCAAGCCACCAAAGAAAAUCCCCUUUUGCUCAAGAAUGUUUGCGUUACGAAGAAACUAGGGUUUUCUGAUGUUAUUAUGCCAGGUGAUGUAAGAAAUGACUUGUACGUGACUUUAAACAGUGGAGAAUUUGAGAGAGGCGGCAAGUCUGUGGGUAAGAACAUUGAGGUAACUGUGCUGACUCUGGAUGCUGAAGGACAGGCUUUGCAGGCUAUUUACAGUGGUAUGGGUCAUGAGGGGACACCAGAGUACUCAUCUAUGAUCAUGUACCACAACAAUUCUCCACGAUGGAAUGAACGGCUUAAAGUAGCCAUUCCCAUCGACCAAUUUGCAGGAGCACACCUCAGACUAGAGUACAGACAUUGCUCAACACGUGAAAGGAACGAGAAGAAAUUAUUUGGUUUUUCAUUUGUACGAUUAAUGGAUGAUGAUGGAGGGACAACUUUGCGUGAUGGAUCGCAUGAGCUCUGUGUAUAUAAAUGCGAUGAACGAGGACGUUUAAGUAAUCCCAUGGAGUACCUGAAUAUGCCUUUCCUUUCCAAGGAAGCGGUAGAUUGUAUUUACUCUCUACCAUUCCAGCGAUCUCCCAAAGAAAGCAUUAUUAUAGAUACUCUGCUUUGCUCAACAAAGCUUACUCAGAAUGUUGAUCUUCUCUCGCUGCUACGUUGGCGCUCUACUCCUGAUGGUAUUGGUGAAACACUUUCGAGAUUAACCCGUGUUGAUGGUGCAGAAACAGUCAAGUUCCUACAGGAUGUGUUGGAUGCAUUGUUUGCUAUGUUCUCUACAGAUGAUGGCAAUUCAACACAGCAUUCAGGUCAUGUCUUCCAGGCCCUAGUCUUUAUCUUCAGCCUGUUAGAAGAUAGCAAAUUUGAACACUUCAAGCCUGUCAUGGAUGCUUAUAUUACGGGGCAUUUUGCUGCUGCACUUGUUUACAAGGGCCUUAUCAGUUGUGUGAAGCACUUGUCAGACCUGUGUCCUCAAACUGAGAAACAAGAGGCUAUAAUGAGGUGCUUCCGCUCCCUGGAAUACAUCUUUAAGUUUAUCAUCCAGUCCCGGCUGCUGUUUGCUCGAGCCACAGGUGGACAGAAUGAGGACUCCUUUAGAGUUGAUGUAGAUAGCUUGUUUGAGUCUUUUGCUCACAUGCUAAACAUGCAUUUAGAAAACAUUCAAGCUUCUCAGGUAACAUUAUUAGAGCACCUCCAAGGAGCCUGUGAUCAAUUAUGUCGUGUUCUUAGUCCUGGGGAAGUUGCCAAUCAUCUCAGUAAUUUGUUUAAUGCCACACCAGUUGAAAGUACAAGGGACCUUACCAGAGCCAAGCUACAUGCCAUGAAGAACUCUGUAAAUUCACCAAUUUAUGAUGAUGAUGGUAAGUAUAGUCCUAUAUUAAUGGUAUACAAUACUAACAAGUUGAUGAAUAAGAUGCAAUUAAGUGCUAAUGAACUGAUUAGGACUAAGUAUAGUUACCAUAAACCUGAAAGCAUCCAUUUACCUGCAACUUUGCACCAGGACGUUGAAAUGAUAAUGCGGACCUUGUUUGAUGUUGUGGUACAAGUCAUCCUAACACUGGAGAGAUCUGCUCCCAGCUCAGACAGCUGUACACUAGCACCAGAUGUGAUGGGUCUGGCACAUCUUCUCACAGCCUUGAAGACUCAGUUUGUACCCAUUCAUGCCUCAAUGACCCUGGGCAGCUUUUUCCUCGGUUCUAUGGAUGAGGAAAUUCGGGGCACACUGGUAGCAUGUCUAAUGGGCAUUCUGCAGCUGAUGGGGGAGUCUCAUUACUCAAAGCUGUGGGAAGCUCACAUGAUCUCGGGAACGCACCACUUACGUCACCUUCUUCAUUCAACGAUAGUUUUACUAGCUGAUCUUGUAAGAGCAGCAGUCUUUCCAAGUGACUGGUUUGUCAUGCGCAUGGUUACCAACUACACCAUUUUGGCAGCAAUGCAAGAGAUUGCACAACCUCUUAUAUCUACAUUUCUUAAGCAAGGAAGAUUUGACAACCAACUCUGGAGUAGCUAUUUGAAUCUGGCAGUAGGAUUUCUAACUCAACCAUGCUUGCAAUUAGAACAUUUCUCACAACAGAAGCGGCAUAAAGUGCUUGAACGUUACAAUGACAUGCGAGUUUUAAUGGGAUUUCAGAUCCUUUCAAUGUGGCGUGAACUUGAUGAUCAUCGCUUGCACUUCAUCCCAGGGAUGGUUGGUCCAUUUUUGGAAGUAACACUGGUUCCUGAACCUGAGCUUCGUAAAGCUACUCUUCCCAUCUUUUUUGACAUGAUGCAAGCAGAGCAGCAAGCGAAGGGUAGCUUUAAACAGGUUGAAACAGAGUUAAUAGAUAAACUGGAUAUCUUAGUCAGUGAAAAUAAGGGAGAUGAUGAGUAUCGUCAGCUGUUUAAUACUAUGGAACACUUAAGUGCAGUUUUAUUGGAGAGAGUUCGAUCCAAUGAUCCAGUCUGGAGGGAAAGUGGCACUGCUUUCAUCAACUCUGUGACGCGCCUUCUGGAAAGGUUAUUAGACUACCGUAAUGUGAUGCAAGGUGAUGAAAACUGCGACAAAAGAAUGAGUUGCACUGUUAACCUUCUGAACUUCUACAAAAAUGAGGUAAACCGGCAAGAAAUGUACAUCCGGUACAUUUACAAGUUGCAUGACCUACACGUCCCAGCAGGAAAUUUCACCGAGGCAGCAUUUACUCUUCAGCUUCAUGCUAAUCAGCUAGCUUGGACACAGAGGAUGUUACAUGCAGAUCACUUAUAUCCAGCACAGACUGAAACUCAGAGAAAGGAGCUGAUCUACAUGAAAAUAAUUGAUAAUUUUGAUAAGGGCAAGUGUUGGGAGCAAGGUAUACCACUUCUGGAGGAAUUAGCUACACAGUAUCGUACACGCUUGUUUGAUUAUCAGAAACUAAGUGAAGUGUUAAAGAGGCAGGCAACAUUCUAUGAGAAGAUCUUGAGUGGUAAACGCUACGAUAAUGAGUACUUUCGAGUUGGCUUUUAUGGCUUGGGACUUCCUUUGUUCGUUAGGAAUAAGGUUUUUAUCUACCGAGGUCUGGAAUAUGAACAGAUUGGGGCAUUUACGCAGAGAAUUCAGACAGAGUUCCCUCAGGCCAAGAUGUUGUCUCAUAACACUCCUCCUGAUGAUACAAUACGAUCAUCUGAUGCCCAGUACAUUCAGAUUUGUGCUGUGAAAACUUUAACUGAGCCCAAUCCAAUGUUUGAUGGAGUGGAAGUUGAUGAAAGAAUUUUAAAAUACUAUUCCAACAACCAUGUCCGACGCUUUGUUUAUGACAGACCAACAUACCGUGGCCCUGCUGAUAAAGAUAAUGAGUUUAAG